GAUAUGGCCGCCAGGUGACUGACUUCCCGGAAAUAUCAACUGCUAAGAGUUUUUAAUCCACUUGUGGAGCCACACGGAGGACUUUCUGUAGAGCAUCAUGCCCAUAUGCAUGUGAAAAAAGUAUUUAAUUUCUUUGCAUUUAAAUUGAAAUUUAUUUUGAGGCUUAAAUUAAGCUUAAAUAUGCCCGGUGUGCGCGAGAUCGGGUUUGUGGGCGCCGCGCUCGCGCUGACAGGAGGAGUCGCGUGUUUUGUGUGCCAUCUGUUAAAGAAAACACCAGAUGAACCAAAGAAAAAGGCGAAAGAAGAGUUGAACGAGGAUGAACUCAAGCAAGAGCAAGUGCAUAAAGCAACUAGGACCGAAAAUGCAUUAAAUCCGCCGAUAAUAUCAGAGCCCAGGUCUGCAGGGACACAGGUGCUGGUUUUGGGGCUGGACGGGGCUGGGAAGACCAGUUUACUGCACUGUUUUGCCACGGGCAGCCUGGAACAGGACACGAGUCCGACUCAGGGCCUCAAUGCAGUCUCUAUCAACAAAGAAGAUCUUCAGAUUGAGUUUCUAGAGAUUGGAGGAUCAGAGAAGCUGCGCGAUUACUGGUGCAUGUAUCCGAGUAAAGCUCGUGUGCUGGUGUUUGUGGUGGACUCGACUGAUGCAGACCGAUUCCCUCUGGCUAAAUGUCACUUACAUCAGCUCCUGUCUGCCGACCCCUGUCUGCCCCUGGUGGUGCUCGCCAACAAACAGGAUGUGCCUGGAGCUCGAAGCAUCACUGAUCUUUACGAGGCGCUGGAUUUGGGUAACGUUGGCGACGGGCACCGUCUCAGUGUCAUCGGUACUCAAGUGAAGAAGGGAAAGUCUGAGGCCAACGGCAGUGUACAAGAUGCCCGUGACCUCAUCGUAGAGAUGAUGUCUCAUAACUGACUCCCUUUCAUUGGCUGAGACUUAGAAGUGUUUUAAAACAGUUUUUCUUUGGUUUCCGCUGCACUACAUACAUCAGAAUGUCUCGACAACGUUCAGGUCUUUGAUAUCACCAAAGAGUCUUCCAACCAUAUGUCAACAAAAGGGCCUUUUUUUUCUAGAUGUAUGUAGUUCUCAUAAAAAUAGUUACAUAUAUUAUCAUGUACGAGCUCUUUAAAUGAGAUGGAAAAAAAACAUUUUAGGAAAACGGAGCAUUUUGAGUUAAUUGCUGCUGCUGUUGUGAUUGUGUAUUAUGAGAUGUGGAACUGUAAUGGGCCUUAUAAACUUGUGAUUGACUUAUUUGAGUAUUUGUGUCAUGUAUUUGUUAGAUGAUCAGAUGGUUGAAUUGGUUUACAGAAAUAGGCUGUUCUGCGAAGUCUGUAUAUUAACUUUGUAACUUGACUCUACUGUUAUCGGCAAUUAGAUUUUUAGAGCCAGAAAUCUGAUGUCAAGUAAAGAUUUGAUCUAUUUUGUCAUUGUGUUUUGAUAACUAUUAAAUAUUGAUUGAAGUAACAGUUUGUCACUGUGUAAUAAAAUCCCCUUGUAUA
Molecule: messenger RNA, 1496 nt
Organism: Myxocyprinus asiaticus (Chinese sucker)
Lineage: Eukaryota; Metazoa; Chordata; Actinopteri; Cypriniformes; Catostomidae
Product: ADP-ribosylation factor-like protein 9
Exons: 4
Coding region: 106-912 (268 amino acids)
Molecular function (GO): GTP binding; GTPase activity
Source: RefSeq, a predicted model, not a curated record